Orycteropus afer afer is the source of this 4425-nucleotide messenger RNA. It is a transcript of the gene ROBO2, whose product is annotated as roundabout guidance receptor 2. Gene Ontology annotation, molecular function: protein binding. The record is from RefSeq and is a predicted model, not a curated record. The transcript has 27 exons. Bases 1 to 4425 code for a protein of 1474 amino acids. NCBI's taxonomy places the organism in Eukaryota, Metazoa, Chordata, Mammalia, Tubulidentata, Orycteropodidae.
AUGAGUCUGCUGAUGUUUACACAACUACUGCUCUGUGGAUUUUUAUAUGUUCGGGUUGAUGGAUCUCGUCUUCGCCAAGAGGACUUUCCCCCACGGAUUGUUGAGCAUCCUUCAGAUGUUAUAGUCUCUAAGGGAGAACCCACCACUUUGAACUGCAAGGCAGAGGGCCGGCCAACACCCACCAUUGAGUGGUACAAGGAUGGGGAGCGAGUGGAGACUGACAAGGAUGAUCCCCGGUCUCACAGGAUGCUUCUGCCCAGCGGAUCCUUAUUCUUCUUGCGCAUCGUGCAUGGGCGCAGAAGUAAACCUGAUGAAGGAAGCUACGUUUGUGUUGCGAGGAACUAUCUUGGUGAAGCAGUGAGUCGAAAUGCAUCUCUGGAGGUGGCAUUGUUACGAGAUGACUUCCGGCAAAACCCCACAGAUGUUGUUGUGGCAGCUGGAGAGCCUGCGAUCCUGGAAUGCCAGCCUCCCCGGGGACACCCUGAACCCACUAUUUACUGGAAAAAAGAUAAAAUUAGAAUUGAUGAUAAGGAAGAAAGAAUAAGUAUUCGUGGUGGAAAACUGAUGAUCUCCAAUACCAGGAAAAGUGAUGCAGGGAUGUAUACCUGUGUUGGCACCAAUAUGGUGGGAGAAAGAGACAGCGAUCCAGCAGAGCUAACUGUAUUUGAACGACCAACAUUUCUCAGAAGGCCAAUAAACCAGGUGGUGCUGGAGGAAGAAGCUGUGGAAUUUCGAUGUCAGGUCCAGGGAGAUCCUCAACCAACUGUAAGAUGGAAAAAGGAUGAUGCAGACUUGCCGAGAGGAAGAUAUGACAUCAAAGAUGAUUACACCCUAAGAAUUAAAAAGGCUAUGAGUACAGAUGAAGGCACAUAUAUGUGUAUUGCCGAGAAUCGGGUUGGAAAAGUGGAAGCCUCAGCUACUCUCACAGUCAGAGCUCGCCCCGUUGCUCCUCCACAGUUUGUGGUUAGGCCAAGAGAUCAGAUUGUUGCUCAAGGUCGAACAGUGACAUUUCCCUGUGAAACUAAAGGAAACCCGCAGCCAGCUGUUUUUUGGCAGAAAGAAGGCAGCCAGAAUCUCCUCUUCCCAAACCAACCCCAGCAGCCUAACAGUAGAUGCUCAGUGUCACCAACUGGAGAUCUCACCAUUACCAACAUUCAGCGUUCAGAUGCGGGUUACUACAUUUGCCAGGCCUUAACUGUGGCAGGAAGCAUUUUAGCAAAAGCUCAACUGGAGGUUACUGAUGUUUUGACAGAUAGACCUCCACCCAUAAUUCUACAAGGUCCAGCUAACCAAACACUAGCAGUAGAUGGUACAGCAUUACUGAAAUGUAAAGCUACUGGUGAGCCUCUUCCUGUAAUUAGCUGGUUAAAGGAAGGAUUUACUUUUCUGGGUAGAGACCCAAGAGCAACAAUACAAGAGCAAGGAACACUGCAGAUUAAGAAUUUACGGACUUCUGAUACUGGCACGUAUACCUGUGUGGCUACAAGUUCAAGUGGUGAGACCUCCUGGAGUGCUGUGUUGGAUGUGACAGAAUCUGGAGCAACAAUCAGUAAAAACUAUGAUUUGAAGGACUUGCCAGGACCACCAUCCAAACCACAGGUCACGGAUGUUACUAAGAACAGCGUCACCUUGUCUUGGCAACCAGGUACCCCUGGAUCCCUUCCAGCAAGUGCAUAUAUCAUUGAGGCAUUCAGCCAAUCAGUGAGCAAUAGCUGGCAGACAGUGGCAAACCAUGUAAAGACCACCCUCUACACUGUCAGAGGACUACGGCCCAAUACAAUCUACCUGUUCAUGGUCAGAGCUAUUAACCCCCAAGGUCUCAGUGACCCCAGCCCCAUGUCAGAUCCUGUGCGCACACAAGAUAUCAGCCCACCAGCACAAGGAGUGGAUCACAGACAAGUACAGAAAGAACUAGGAGAUGUCACUGUUCGUCUUCAUACUCCAGUUGUAUUAACUCCCACCACAGUUCAAGUCACUUGGACAGUGGAUCGCCAGCCCCAGUUUAUUCAAGGCUACCGGAUUAUGUAUCGUCAGACUUCUGGCCUGCAGGCUACGCUAACAUGGCAGAAUUUAGAUGCCAAAGUCCCAACUGAAAGAAAUGCAGUUUUAGUCAAUCUGAAAAAGGGAGUGACUUAUGAAAUUAAAGUUCGACCAUAUUUUAAUGAGUUCCAGGGAAUGGAUAGUGAAUCUAAAAUAGUUCGUACUACUGAAGAAGCCCCAAGUGCCCCUCCACAGUCUGUCACUGUGCUGACAGUCGGAAGCCACAAUAGCACAAGCAUUAGUGUUUCUUGGGAUCCUCCUCCUCCAGAUCAUCAGAAUGGAAUUAUCCAAGAAUACAAGAUUUGGUGUUUGGGGAAUGAAACUCGAUUCCAUAUCAACAAAACUGUGGAUGCGACCAUUCGGUCUGUUAUAAUUGGUGGAUUAUUCCCAGGUAUUCAAUAUCGCGUAGAAGUUGCAGCUAGUACAAGUGCAGGAGUUGGAGUAAAAAGUGAGCCACAGACAAUAAUAAUUGGAGGACAUAAUGAAGUUGUCAUUACUGAAAACAAUAACAGCAUAACUGAACAAAUCACUGAUGUUGUGAAGCAACCAGCCUUUAUAGCUGGUAUUGGUGGUGCCUGCUGGGUAAUUUUGAUGGGUUUUAGCAUCUGGUUGUAUUGGCGAAGAAAGAAAAGAAAGGGACUUAGCAAUUAUGCUGUUACAUUUCAGAGAGGAGAUGGAGGACUAAUGAGCAAUGGAAGCCGUCCAGGACUUCUAAAUGCUGCUGAUCCCAAUUAUCCAUGGCUUGCUGAUUCCUGGCCAGCCACAAGCUUGCCCGUGAACAAUAGCAAUAGUGGCCCAAAUGAGAUUGGAAAUUUUGGGCGUGGAGAUGUACUGCCACCAGUUCCAGGCCAAGGGGAUAAAACAGCAACAAUGCUCUCAGAUGGAGCCAUUUAUAGCAGCAUUGACUUCACAACGAAAACCACUUACAACAGUUCCAGCCAAAUAACACAGGCUACCCCAUAUGCCACAACACAGAUCUUGCAUUCCAAUAGCAUUCAUGAAUUGGCUGUUGAUCUGCCUGACCCACAAUGGAAAAGCUCAAUUCAGCAAAAAACAGAUCUGAUGGGAUUUGGUUAUUCUCUACCUGAUCAGAACAAAGGUAACAAUGGUGGGAAAGGUGGAAAAAAGAAGAAAAAUAAAAAUGCUUCUAAACCACAGAAAAACAAUGGAUCAACCUGGGCCAAUGUCCCACUACCUCCUCCCCCAGUCCAGCCCCUUCCUGGCACAGAGCUGGAACACUAUGCAGUGGAUCAGCAAGAAAAUGGCUAUGACAGUGAUAGCUGGUGCCCACCUUUACCAGUACAAACAUACUUGCACCAGGGUAUGGAAGAUGAACUGGAGGAAGACGAUGACCGGGUCCCAACACCUCCUGUUCGAGGAGUGGCUUCUUCUCCUGCUAUCUCCUUUGGACAGCAGUCCACUGCAACUCUUACUCCAUCCCCAAGAGAAGAGAUGCAACCCAUGCUGCAGGCUCAUCUGGAUGAGUUGACAAGGGCCUAUCAGUUUGACAUAGCAAAACAAACAUGGCACAUUCCAAGCAAUAAUCAACCUCCGCAGCCCCCAGUUCCACCAUUAGGUUAUGUGUCCGGAGCCCUGAUUUCCGAUUUGGAAACAGAUGUUCCAGAUGAUGAUGUUGAUGAUGAAGAGGAAGCUUUAGAAAUCCCCAGGCCCCUGAGAGCACUAGAGCAGACGCCCGGAUCCAGUAUGGACAAUCUAGACAGCUCUGUGACAGGUUCAAUGGUAAAUGGAUGGGGCUCUGCAUCUGAUGAGGAUCGUAACUUUUCUAGUCAUAGAUCUAGUGUAGGUAGCUCCUCAGAAGGCUCCAUCUUUGCCAGCGGCAGUUUUGCACAAGCUCUGAUGGCAGCAGCAGAUAAAGCUGGUUUUAGGCUGGAUGGAACCAGCCUUACAAGAACAGGCAAAGCAUUUACAUCCUCUCAAAGACCUCGACCAACCAGCCCAUUUUCUACAGACAGUAACACCAGUGCAGCCCUGAAUCAAAGUCAGAGGCCUAGGCCCACUAAAAAACACAAGGGAGGGCGAAUGGACCAACAACCAGCAUUGCCUCAUCGAAGGGAAGGAAUGACAGAUGAGGAGGCCUUGGUGCCCUAUAGCAAGCCCAGUUUCCCAUCUCCAGGCGGUCACAGCUCAUCAGGAACAGCUUCCUCAAAGGGAUCCACAGGACCCAGGAAAGCCGAGGUACUGAGGGGAGGCCACCAGCGUAAUGCCAGCGACCUUCUUGACAUAGGAUAUAUGGGCUCAAAUAGUCAAGGACAGUUUACAGGUGAAUUAUGUAAGUGCUUUAGGACAUUUGAAAAAGCUAUCAUAAUCUGGAAAGAAUAUAGGUAUAAUAGCAUUGCAGUAAUAAGUAAACCAAAUUCAGAAUAA